GUUCCUGCGGUGCCGGAGCCGCUGCCCUCCGACCGUCCAGCUCGUCGUGCUGGAGGAGGAGCAGCAUCGCCACCGCUCCAGGCACCGCCGGCAGCCUGUCCGUUUAUAGACUUUAUAAACUACAUUUUGGCUACGAGUUCACGCUCUUCAACCAACAUGUCUUCUGGGGAAGCUACUCGCUCAGAUAAUGGUACACAAGGACCUCCUCAGGACAGAAAUCAAUCCAAAAUGGACGCCAUAGAAGAUCUGAGAAAGAAACUCCAGGAGCUUGAGAAAAGAAACCUGGAAUUAGCCAGUAAACACAAUCAAGAUAUGUCACACUAUGAAAAAGAUUUAAUGAAAUUAAGGUUAGAACUGGAGAAAGGAGAGGCUCUUCGUCGAGUUCUGGAGAGUGAAAUGUUCUUUGCUAGAAAAGAUGCUCAGGUGCAGAUGUAUUCUGCAGAGGAUGAGCUAUGGGAUACAAAAGCCAAGCUUUUGGAACUGCAAGAUACUUUUCAGCCUCCUGUUUCACCCUCAGCCUUCAAUGCACCUGCUGCUCCUACUCCCACACCUGAAGGAACAGAUAUUUUUGAGGUUAAUGUUGUACCCCAAGCAGACCGUACACCUCCUGCUCCUGUUUCUCCUCCUGAUGAUACUUCUCAGCCUCCUGUUUCACCCCCUUCAGCCAGUGCACCUGCUGCUCCUGCUCCUGCUCCUGAAGAUACUUCUCAGCCUCCUGUUUCACCCCCUUCAGCCAGUGCACCUGCUGCUUCUGCUCCUGCUCCUGAAGUACAUCAGGGAGACCCGAGACACAGAACCUAUGCUUUGUCAGCAACUGACAUACCCUCUGAUGGGACACUCUACAUAACCCGCCCUGAGCCUGGAACCGAUGCAACCAUUGAAUCCUUUCAGCUACCAUUUGUACCACAAGAAAUCAGUACAUCUGAAGGUCCUGCUCCUGAUGUACACUCGGGACAGCCUGGACACAGGACAUACGUUUUGUCAGGAAGUGACAUACCCUCUGGUGGGACACCCUACAGAACGUACACUUUGCCUGGAACAGACACAGCCUCUGAAUCUAUUCGGAGUUACUUUGUACCCCAAGGAUUCAGUACAUCUCAUGGUCCUCCUUCCGAUGGACGCUGGGGACAGCCUGAACAGAGAACCUACAUUUUUUCAGGAAGUGACAUAUCCUCUGGUAGGACACCCUACAGAACGUACACUUUGCCUGGAAUGGACACAACCUCUGUACAACCUGACCUUCAGUAGUGACAUACCAUCCUUUUUUGUUCUUCUGGGCCUGAACAAAUUGAGCAAGUUUCUCAUCUUCAUGUGUAUACCAUGGUUUCUGCUCAAGAAAAGAAGUGGCAGGGUUAAUUCGCACUGGCAAUAAAGCUAAUUGUGUCCAUACCUCUCGAGCAACCUGUUUGGCAACUCUGUCAGCCAGCUGGUUUCCUUGGAAUGCUUUUCCCUCUUCAUUUUGAUGUCCUUUUACAUGCAUCACUGCUACUGCCUGAGGUUUAUGCACUGCUUCCAAUAGUGCUAAUAUUUGUUCUUUGUGCUUAAUUUCUGAUC
Messenger RNA from Oenanthe melanoleuca, 1554 nucleotides. RefSeq names its product translation initiation factor IF-2-like. Lineage: Eukaryota; Metazoa; Chordata; Aves; Passeriformes; Muscicapidae. Bases 157 to 1248 code for a protein of 363 amino acids. The transcript has 14 exons. The record is from RefSeq and is a predicted model, not a curated record.